UACAAUAAAAUAAUAAGAUGUUCUCUUAUUGUAUCUAAUGCCAAGGAGAAACAAACAGAACAUUUUUAUCAAGCACGGAUAACAGAAAUCUGAAGUCACUGUCCUUGAGCAAAACAAUGAACACAACAGCAAAGGGAAUUUUAUGGUCAAUCCAAAGCUAUUUUUGCUUCCCUUUUUAUCUUCUUCCAUGUAACGUUUUUGAGAUUGAGAUAUGAUUUCAAAUAGUCCCAAAUUUCAAGACAAAGUAAACAGAGUUGAAAAUAAAUUUACUUUCCAUGUUUAUGCAUUUCUUACCGCAUGCCAGCAUCCCUAGUUUUUAUAGAAAAAAGGAUUUCUGUGAGUUUGUCAUAGAGUGGCUUGCAAAGUUAUUCACACCGUUUUAACUUUUUCACAAUUUGCCAAGAUACAAUCACAAACUUUAAUGUAUUUUACAGAAUCUAAUGUGAUAGAUUCUUAACAUAAAUGGUGCAUAACUGUGUAGUGAAAAUAAAAUAAAAGAUUAUUUUCAAAUUGUUUUGAAACAUAAAACCUUGGGAAGUUCAGUAAGCAUUUGAACUCAGCCUCCUUUACUCUGAUUACCCUAAAUAAAAUCCAAUGUGACCAACUUCACUCUGGACCACCAUCCUCUGUGAAAUAUGCUGAUGGCAGCAUUAUACCGUGUGGAUACUUUUCUUUAGUGGGGAUGUUGACAAGAGUUGUUAGAAAGAUUGAUGGAACCAUUGAAGUUCAGUCUCCUGUAUAAAUAUGUAUAAACAUUGCUGACUUUUUUCGACUUUUCCUUUACACAGCUUGUGUUGUUUUACCACUGAAAAUCCCAUUAAAAGCACUCUUGAGUUAGUGAUUAACGUUAGUAAAUGUAAAAUAGUAAGCAAAAAAGUUCAAGAUGCUAUUAUCACAAGGAUUUUGAACCGGUUACACAAGAAUGGCUAAACAUAAUUUCCACUUAAGUGGAUGUAAAAAGUCAUUGCCUGUGGAUAUUCUUGGUAAAGUCCACUGCUUAACAGAGUUAUCAAACCAUGAAGAUGUACUAAAGAGUUUGUUCUUUGACUGUUUGUAAAACAUUAAUAUGCGUUUCACUCUAAAGGCGGUUACAGCUGACGCCCAAGAAAAAAAACAGAAAAACAGGUGGGACAGAAAGAUUUGCUUUCAGCUCUGACCUCUCAUGUCCGUGUCACUUCCGUGUUCCGCUCACCUGUUACACCUGUGUCACAGCGCUGGUCCGCAUAGGUACGAGUCUCACAGCUCCGCCGGUGCGCACCUGUUCUCCUAUUGUGCCAUGACUGAGGGAUUUACCGAAUGUGACUUAACAUGCUCGUCUCCUACUACAUCUGUGGAGACCUUAAAUGCCGUGGCAUGCCUGAAAAUUGAUCCCGAGCAGCCCAUUUUCUCUGUGCUGACCGGCGGUAUGAAGGAGCAGCAGCCGAAGCAGGAGGAGGCGGACAUUGCCGUGUCCCAUCAGAGCACCUGCGGCGGCAGCGGCGGGGGAGCUACCUCACCGACGUCCGCCGCCUCUGACACCGAGUCCGGCAUCUUCUCCGUGGAAAGCGAGGUCUGCGCGGAGCACGACUCCGAGCUGGACUGGUUCUGCGCCACGGAGCAGAAACUCAUCUGUUCCCGCUGCGCCAACGCGGGCCCCUGUCGGGAACACAGCGUGGCCCCGCUGGCCCGCAGAGUCGGCGUGGUCAGGAACCAGCUGGUGGAUGUGUGUGAAAAAAUCCAGCUGCAGGCCCUGGGGAUAGAGAAGUUCAUCCAGCAAACACUGGUGGCCAAAGAGCAAAAGCUGCAGGCGUCGGCUAGCAGGGCGAGGGAGCAGGUGCUCGCGCAGGUCGCCGCCGCCCGCGAGGCCCUGGAGGAGGAGGAGCAGCGCCUCCUGGAGCAGGUGCAGAGGGAGGAGGAGCGGGUGGAGCAGUGCCUCCUCACUCAGAGAGCUCACUGGAACCACGCUCUGACGAGUCUGUCUCAAACACGCUCCCGCUUGGUGCACACGCUGACGCACGCUGGCGACGCACAGCUGGUGACCAGUGUCCAAGAAAUUGCUGAAAGGGUGGAGGAAGCUGAAGGAGUCGGGAAGCCCUGUGACACCGACCAGCUCAACUUGAACCCAGCCUGUAUUGACAGCAAGCUGCUGAGGGGCCUCUGGGCGACUGCUCUGCUGCUGGGGCCCAACGCUUAUGGAUCACCUCUGUUAAAGUUUGAUGAGCGCACAGUCAGCCCACUCCUCUCCCUCUCUGAAGACCUACGCACUUUGACUUUCCUCCAAAAGAAGCCCCGCCAGUCUCUCCCGUACGACCCAGCUCGCUUUGACUCCUGGCCCAAUGCUUUGGGAUCUCUGUCCAUGUCGUCUGGCACCCACAGCUGGAUAGUGGACGUCGGCAAAAGUGGCGCCUUUAAGAUCGGGGUCUGCUACUCCUCUCUGGAGCGCAAAGGUUCUGAGAACGAGGCGCGGCUAGGCUACAACAGUAAGUCGUGGGUGCUGUCCCGCUAUGAUGGCGACUAUUCCUACUGCCACGCAGGGAAGAAGGUUCCCCUGCAGGUGGUGACGAGGCCCCAGCGGAUCGGCCUGCUGCUGGACUGGCUGAGCCAGACGCUGCUGUUUUACGAGCCAGACUCUGGUUCUGUGCUGCACUCUGUCACUCAGCCCUUCAAUGCGCCGCUGCUUCCGGCGUUUGCUGUGACUGACCGCAGCAUCACCAUACUGCACUGAAAGACCACAUGAGUGCACAAAUGUUUAAAAGCAGAAGGGAGAGACAUUUCUGUAUCAUAGAAAUAUGAUGUGCAGGUGAACAGGAGCUCUGUGCAAUAAUGAAAACUUCCAACUGCAUCAGUUUUUUAUUUAUUCAAAUUUUUUUUCUAAUUACUUUUGUAUUAUUUUUAAUCAUUUUUUAUGCUUAUUAUUUUUAUAUGUUGAUUAUAUUACAUUGUUGUACUGUUGUAAUUAUCCAUUAGGAAAUAAUUUUGACUGAAAAUUAUUGUUUUUUUAAUAGAAAUAUUGUCUUUGUAAUAAGAAAACAGAAUAGAUUUUUAUUUUGUAUUAUGUAACGCUUUUAAACGUUAUAGAUAACAACAAUAAGACUGGUUGAUCCAGACUUUUAAAAUCACAGAGCUUGAACACUUGACUACUAAUUUAAUCCUGUUUACCUUAUGAUUAGUAAAGUGAUUAUUGCUGUUUCA
This is a messenger RNA of Xiphophorus hellerii (green swordtail), 3171 nucleotides long. RefSeq names its product B-box and SPRY domain containing (gene bspry). Lineage: Eukaryota; Metazoa; Chordata; Actinopteri; Cyprinodontiformes; Poeciliidae. Gene Ontology annotation, molecular function: protein binding; zinc ion binding. Bases 1163 to 2704 code for a protein of 513 amino acids. The transcript is spliced from 6 exons. The record is from RefSeq and is a predicted model, not a curated record.